AGAUAGGCGUGACUUGAACAUUUGCAAUAUGAACUGAAUUCUUGCAUUUUUAUUUCUUGUUUUAUUCUUUGGUUUCGGACUUCAAUUAUAUGUGUAUAAAGUGUGUAAGACACCUAGGGUAUUGUGUCAAAUUAUGUGCGGAAAGAAUUUUAGAUUUAAACGUUGCUAAAAUGGAGUUAUUCUAUGAUGGUGAAAUAUUUAUUGAUGAAAACCAAUUAAAUCUAGAUUUAACGUUAUGCGGUGGGCAAAGUUUUCGUUGGAGGAGAGAUAUACAACAAGAAAAACAAUGGAAAGGCGUUGCAUAUGAAGUAUUUUGGAUAUUAACGCAAAGCAGUUCUUCAGUGAAGUACAAAGCUUAUCCUUUACAAACAAGUGUGCCAUUAAAGAUCUGCAACCAUAAGAGUUACUUUGAAAAUAUGUUACGAGAAUAUUUACGAAUUGACUUUGAUCUGUUGCUUCAUAUAGAACAAUGGAAAGCAGCACAUCAACAUUUUACAAAAAUGGAUUCUAAGUUAACAGCAGUGCGAGUUCUGAAGCAAGAGCCUUUCGAAAAUGUAGUAUCCUUUAUUUGCAGUCAAAACAAUCAUAUUGGAAGAAUUUCAUCUAUGGUACGUUGGAUUUGCACAAAAUAUGGCACGAAAAUUGGUCAUUUUGAUGGAGCAGAUGAAUACACUUUUCCUACAUUAAGCCAAUUAUUACUACACCAAAAUGAAUUGGAAUCGACGUUAAAAGAAGCUAAAUUUGGUUACAGAGCUAAAUAUAUAUCUCAAGCAGUUAAAAAGAUUCAUGAAAAUGGUGGUAAUAAUUAUUUAAAUGGAUUAAAAAGUAUACCGUAUUACGAAGCACGCUCAGAACUAUCAAAAAUAUCUGGAAUUGGUCUAAAAUGUGCAGAUUGUAUUUGUUUAAUGUCGUUAAAUCAUUUAGAAGCAGUUCCUAUCGAUGUUCAUAUGUUCAAGACAGCGAAGACCUCAUACAUGCCACAUUUAUCUACGUCUAAAACAAUGACAACAAAAAUUUAUAAUGAUAUUGCAAAUCAUUAUCGUUCCAUAUAUGGACCUUUCGCUGGAUGGGCUCAAGCAGUUUGUUCUUUUUUGCUCCAGUUUACAACAGUCUAAAGUCAAAGUUGGAAAUAAACUCACUAAAUCGAAAGUAAUAAAAGCAAAUAGAUAAUCU
Molecule: messenger RNA, 1173 nt
Organism: Teleopsis dalmanni
Lineage: Eukaryota; Metazoa; Arthropoda; Insecta; Diptera; Diopsidae
Product: N-glycosylase/DNA lyase-like
Exons: 5
Coding region: 90-1115 (341 amino acids)
Biological process (GO): nucleotide-excision repair; base-excision repair, AP site formation; base-excision repair
Cellular component (GO): nucleus
Molecular function (GO): 8-oxo-7,8-dihydroguanine DNA N-glycosylase activity; damaged DNA binding
Source: RefSeq, a predicted model, not a curated record